AUGUCUUCGAACGCGGGUUCACUCGCACCUCAACCUCACUUUCCUUCAUUUUCUCCUCCUCCUUCUAUCCCCCCAACAGGCCAACAACAACCUGUGCUCAAGACAGGGGACCUUCGCCAACGACUCGAGGACCUCGAUACCGAAGCCAAGAGCCUCCGGACCAACCAAGCGCAGCUCGAGGCGCAACUCAAGGGCAUCCGCAACCGAAUCGCCGCCAACGACAGCGUGAUUCAGGGCAUGAUGAAGCAACUCGACCAGCAAGCCUUCAUCGACCAGCGCGCCGAGCGCCAGUCCGCCUUCCGAGCCACCGUGCUCGAUGAUGACAAUGUCGUCGAGGCCCUUCGGCGCAAGGCCGGCGACGAGGCCGACUUCAAGAGCGCGCUCCUGGCCAUCGUCACCAACCGGGCCAAGCAUGACGACAACAACGUGGUCGGGGCGGCCCUGAUGACCGAGUUGUCUGGAGACGUCUUGCCCUUCCUGCAUGAGGUGGCCACUCAGGUUCUGGAGUGCGACAACGACAUCGACGCCGCCACGUUGAAAGCCCCGUCGGUCGAUGACGGAGAAACCGCCAUGCCUUCCGCAGCUGACGAGCCACAGCGACUGUGCUCCAUGCCUCCAGCGAUGUCCAUGCGAUCGCCCAGUGUCAAGUCCGAACCCAGCUCGGUCCAGACUCUACCCACCACCGCGCAAUCCAUGUCAACCACCCUCACCGCAGCUGCAGCUGCAGCACCUGCGCCGCUGGCGCGAGGCGCUCGAACUCAGACUCACAGCCGUCUUGUUCAACCCAUCGGACCCGGCCCUGGCUCUCGUCCUCGUCCACAUGCCCAGUUUCGCGCUGUACCAGCCGCCGGCAGCGAGUCCGAAGCCCCAGAUCCUGCACACAUGUCUCGUGCCGAAAAGAAUUUCCCUGGUCUUCUAGGCUCUCUUCUCAAGGGCCAAGAGAUGCUUCGUCCCAAAAACACCCCGGCUGCCAAUCUGAAACGUGCACGCGAAUCCGUCGAAACCGGUGCGACCCCAGCAAACGACCCUCCAACCAAGCAGGUGAAGAAGCAGAGACUGGAGAAAGAGCCAGCAUAUACUCCAACGUUCGCGGCCUUCAUCAAACAACUGGAGACCGUCCAUGUGGAAGGCAAGCCCAUCACCGAGCUGAUCAAAUGCUCGCGCUGCCAACAAUUCAAGCCGAAAUGCCGCAUCCUCGUCUGCAUGCAUCUCUACUGCCAUAAGUGUGUGCUGACACUUCGGGCUGAGGCGGAAAAGGGCAACCCCGUGACGGGCUUUCGGGCCUUCUGCGUCAAGCCUGAUUGCAACGGCUUGGUCAGCGGGAAGACAUCGGUGGUGGAGAGCGAAGCAAUGGCUUUCUUGAAAUGGUACGAUGAGCAGCCCGCCGACUUGACCUCCACCGCGGCACAGCUCCACGUCCUCAAUGGCGCCCUCGACGAGUUCCCCGACGACCCGGAAAUCGAGCGCAAAUUAAACGUCGUCCACGCCCAGAUCAACAAGUUCAGACUCACCGCUCAGCCGGAUGUGCGAUGUAACUUGCUCCAGCUGGUCAAGUUGGCCAGGAAACCGUACUGA
Molecule: messenger RNA, 1575 nt
Organism: Capronia epimyces CBS 606.96
Lineage: Eukaryota; Fungi; Ascomycota; Eurotiomycetes; Chaetothyriales; Herpotrichiellaceae
Exons: 2
Coding region: 1-1575 (524 amino acids)
Source: RefSeq, a predicted model, not a curated record